Molecule: messenger RNA, 1439 nt
Organism: Ylistrum balloti
Lineage: Eukaryota; Metazoa; Mollusca; Bivalvia; Pectinida; Pectinidae
Product: 5-methylcytosine rRNA methyltransferase NSUN4-like
Exons: 6
Coding region: 1-1416 (471 amino acids)
Biological process (GO): RNA methylation
Molecular function (GO): methyltransferase activity
Source: RefSeq, a predicted model, not a curated record
AUGCCUUUCUUGGAGAUCAGUUAUUUACGUUCAAAAAACAUUUUGUUAUUCUCUAAACGUUUCCAAAGUUUUUUUAAACAGCAAUGCAGAAACAGCAGCAAGAAACAGGGGCGUUGGACACAUACACCAAGGGAAUUAUCAGGAACAGAUAAAGCAUUGGAACAUUUUGACAUAUUCUAUAAACCAGUGUACAGAGAGAUUUGGCCAUCCAUCAGAAUAUCUCUCCUGACAACUCAGAAGUACUGUGCUUUAAUAAACAAUUAUGGAGAUGUUGAAGGAGCUGUAGACAAACUUAGCCAGCUAGGAGCAUGUGAUAUAUUACAAGAUGCUGCUGAAGUUUUACAAAGUGCUGAUUCUCCUUAUGUAAAGGGUGAUGACAUUUUUAGUUUUACACGGGAAUCAUCAAAAAGUCCUGAGAGUGAAAUUGAUGAAGAAGACGAUGAAUCAGACACGACUCCAACAGAAGAGGAACAGUUGCUAACUCUACUGAGAUAUGAAAAGAAUACAAGUUUAGAUAAUUUUGUGCCUGUAAAAAGAGUUUAUACUGAGAGGCAACUAAAUGAACAAGAAGAUUUAGUGAAAAGUACCUAUCAACCAUCAGGAGUUCCUAUAAAUAUUAUACAUGAGGGUUCUGUCCAGAUUCCACAGAAUCUCGGAGUUUAUGCUUUCAGGAAAGGAGACACCAGUGAUUACCCUUCUCCGGCUGGCAUCAAUGAUGGCAGACUGGAAUAUUUCUUGAUGGAUGGGGCUUCCAUUUUACCUGUCAUUGCCCUUGACCUCCAGCCAUCAGACAAUGUCCUUGACCUUUGCUCAGCUCCAGGAGGAAAGGCUUUGGCAAUGAAGCAGACAAUGCUACCAGAAAGUAUUUUCUGUAACGAUAUAUCUGGAUCACGAUUAAAACGCCUGCAGAAAGUCAUACGAAGUUACAUACCAGAAAAUAUGACAGAUGACAUCACACUUAAACAACAAGAUGGACGUCAGAUGAAGACACCCAUGUUUAGUAAGGUACUGGUGGAUGUACCCUGUAAUACAGACCGACAUGUGCUGUUGGAGGAAGACAAUAACCUAUUCAAGAGUGGCAGGGUUGGAGAGCGCCUUCAGCUCCCUAUAGUCCAGCGUGACCUUCUUGUGGCUGGUAUACUGUCAUGUGUACAGGGCGGAUCUGUUGUCUAUUCCACGUGUACCCUGUCAGCAGCACAGAAUGAUGGUGUCAUUCAGUCAGCCCUGGAGUACAUAUGGCAGGAGACAGAUAUCAAUGUGGCAGUGGUGGACCUCAACCACAUGGCGAAGGCUUUCAGUAAAACAUUCAGGUUCUGGAGAAACAGUAGGCUGGGACAGGUUGUGCUCCCAACUCUGAGCUGUAACUUUGGACCAAUGUAUAUAGCUAAACUUAAAGUAUUAGAAAGACCCGGGUAAAAUAAAAACAUUGUUUUACUUUA